AGCUAGGCGAGCCCCAGGCAUCUCCAGCUGGCGUUAUGUCCCGCAGUCCUUACCCGUUCACCGCCAACAACUCUUCCAAUCAAGGCCCGACACCCGCUGGCUAUGUACAGAAGCCAAACCAGUACCCCUCCGCCAAUUUCUCCACGGCGUCCCUUGGGGCCAGGCCCUACGGCAACGCGAGCCAGACUCCCUCCACAACCAAUCUUCUACCCCCUGGUGCCCAGGCUGGCGCACAGCGAGGCGUGCAGGCCACAUUUGCAAGUGAACCCCCGCAGUUACGGAACAUGAAGAGCAACAGCUCUCUGAAUGACACUCCUUACACUGUCACCAAGGAAGGCAAGACCGCGUCUAUUGCCCCCUCCUUAUCAGACAAGUUCUCCCUCUCUGCGGAUCCUGUGCAGUGGGGCGCGAGCCUUUCUAUGAGCCAGCCGGAGCCUGACGACUACCUGCACAACCCUGACCCCCGUCGGGACCGCAAGAGCGAUCAGGGUGGUACUGUCUUCACUUACCGAGGCUUCACGAACUUGGGCUGCCUGCUCAUCCUGAUUGUUGGUUUGGUCACUCUUUUUGCUGGAUACCCCUUGAUUACGUACUUCACGAAACAUCCUCUUUCUACAUUCGGUGGAUUUAACUUCGGUGGGACCAACGCAUCUGGACAGGUGCCCUCAAUGCCCGGGAAUUGGGGUCUCAUUGACCUCGAUACACCGAAGGAAGUAUACACCAAGCCAGGCUUCACCGAUCAAUCUACUUUUCAGCUCGUCUUCAGCGACGAGUUCAACACGGACGGGCGAACGUUCUACCCAGGCGAUGAUCCGUACUGGGAGGCGGUCGACCUUCAUUACUGGCAGACAAACAACAUGGAGUGGUAUGAUCCGGCGUCCAUCACUACGAAGGACGGUUAUUUGCACAUCACCUUGUCGCAGAAGGAGACCCAUGGACUAGAUUAUCAGGGCGGAAUGAUGACCACCUGGAACAAAUUUUGCUUCACCGGAGGCCUCAUAGAAACUGCUGUUUCGUUACCAGGGGCCAACAAUAUCGUCGGUCUUUGGCCGGCAGUUUGGGCGAUGGGAAACCUGGGUCGCGCGGGCUACGGGGCUAGUUUGGAGGGCAUGUGGCCGUACACAUAUGACGCUUGCGAUGUCGGCACCCUUCCCAACCAAACUCAGAACGGCCUUCCCCUAGCAGCCACUGUGAAUGGCGACAAGAGCGAAAACGGUGUCUUGUCUUUCCUUCCUGGCCAGAAGUUGUCUCGGUGCACCUGUCAAGGCGAAUCCCACCCUGGUCCUGUUCAUUCCGAUGGCACAUACGUCGGUAGAUCGGCGCCCGAAAUUGAUAUCUUCGAGGCACAGAUAACAGGAGAUCCGCGGACGGGACAAGUCUCGCAGUCAGGACAAUGGGCGCCCUUCAACGCUGGGUACAUAUGGUUCAACACAAGUGACAAUUUGAUUAUUCCCAAUGCGUCGAGUUCCGAGCUGAACAGCUACAUCGGAGGCGUGUUUCAACAGGCCACUUCCGUCGUCACUGCGACCGACCAAGGCUGUUACGAGUUGGAACAGGACUGUUUCUCGGUCUAUGGCUUCGAGUAUAAACCCGGAUUUGACGGCGCUUACAUUUCCUGGAUCGCCGAUAACAAAGUGUCCUGGACGCUCAUGCAGGGUGGUAUGGCGGCGGAUACCGCAGUGGAGAUCAGUGCGCGACCUGUGCCGCAGGAGCCUAUGUACAUCAUUGCCAACUUGGGGAUGUCGACUAACUUCGGCACCGUUGACUUGGCUCACCUGACGUUCCCGACCACCAUGAAGAUUGAUUACAUACGCGUGUACCAGCCGCAAGGAAGUACUAACAUUGGUUGCGACCCUCCGGAUUUCCCGACUGCGGCAUACAUCGAACAGUACAUCGAGGCGUACACAAACCCCAACUUAACUACCUGGAGGGACGAUUUCGGGCAGCCAUUCCCCAAGAACCGUCUUAUUGAUCAGUGCUGAAGAACGUGCCUCCUUCGAAAGAUCAAUCACGCUCAUUUGUUCGUAUUGGACGGUCUGUGACUGCUAUUUUAUUACCUGUUAUUUGUUCAUAGCAUCCAUUCUAUGAUGUUGUUGUGCAGCUUGCCGCCUUAUCUUUACCUUGUCAUGGCUUUGUAUUCCCGCUUCUCCGAUAGGAUGUCGCGAUUGUGGAUGCAAUAGAAUCGUCG
Molecule: messenger RNA, 2188 nt
Organism: Punctularia strigosozonata HHB-11173 SS5
Lineage: Eukaryota; Fungi; Basidiomycota; Agaricomycetes; Corticiales; Punctulariaceae
Product: beta-glucan synthesis-associated protein
Exons: 14
Coding region: 36-1982 (648 amino acids)
Biological process (GO): fungal-type cell wall organization; (1->6)-beta-D-glucan biosynthetic process
Cellular component (GO): endoplasmic reticulum membrane; plasma membrane
Molecular function (GO): glucosidase activity
Source: RefSeq, a predicted model, not a curated record